This is a messenger RNA of Salvelinus namaycush (lake trout), 3111 nucleotides long. RefSeq names its product laminin subunit gamma-3-like. The transcript is spliced from 10 exons. Bases 44 to 1624 code for a protein of 526 amino acids. The record is from RefSeq and is a predicted model, not a curated record. Lineage: Eukaryota; Metazoa; Chordata; Actinopteri; Salmoniformes; Salmonidae.
UACACACACUCUCUCAGCCCAGCUGCACCAUGUUACCCCAGCUAUGCACUGUAGUGCCAGCAUGGAGGAAGAGCAGGAGGAUGAGAAAAAGGAGGAGGGGAAUGAGAACAGGCGGAGAACAUUGUGUAGUACCCUUGCUGACGCUGUAUCAGUGGUCAGAAGUGCACAGACACAGCUGAAGCAGGCAACACUGGACCUGGACAACAUGGUCAUUCCUUUCGAGGUGCCACCGGUGCCCAACCGAUGGAACUCAGCGGUGAACCAAUCAGAGGUCCUUAUGAAAAGCCACACAGAGAUGUCUGGUCGUAUAGAGUCUAUAGCUACCAAGGCGUUCAUGGCCUCCAACCAGACCUACUCUCUACUGAUGGACCUACUGGAGGACAACUCUACAAAGGAAUACAUCAGCAACCUCACAGAGCAACUGGCAGACAUGCAGCAGAUAAAGGAGAAUCUGACUGCCCAAGUGAAUAGGACUCUAGCCAAUCAACUGUCUCUGGAGGAGGAGUCUGCUGAUGUCUUGGUUGCCCUAGGUAACCUCACCUCCUCCCUAUUGGAGCUGUCCCAGAGGAGGCCCAAAUCCACAUCAGGAACCAACCAAUCAGAUCUCAGACCAACACAGGGUUACAACCAAUCAGACCCCAGCCUCGCACCGGCUGCCAAUCAAUCAGAGGAUGUUGAGCUAAGCAACAGGACAGCUGAGCUGGCGUUUAAUGUCCAGUCUAAAGAGGAGCUGGUCAAUAAGAUCAGAGAGGAGAUGGAGCCUCGCAUACAGACCGCUCACAACAACAUGGCUGCUGUAAAGGAUAUAUACAAGCUGACAGCUCAUGCCCAUGGGUCAAAGGUCCUGGCCCUGUCAUCGGUGGUGACAGGGAAAGAAAUGGAGUCAGAGGCCAUCGCUCUGCGGAGAGAACUGGAAGACAUGCAGAGAGAGUGGCCUCGAAGGCAGGCCCAGACCAAGGCUGCUCUGAAGAAGGAGACGCUGCUGAGGGAGAAGGUUCUGGAAGACAUCAAUAAGAAGGUGAACCAGACAGAGAGAGUCCUGAGGCCUGCCCUGGAUAACGCUACCCUCUCCAAUGCUACCGCAGAACAGGCAGAACACACUGCACACGCCCUGUCUAAAGAGGCCAGGGCCACCCUGACCAAGGCCAAGCACGUGAGGACAGCGUCUGCCCAGCUCAGCUCCUCUGUGGACACAGCCCUGCAGCAGCUGGCUGAGCUGGAGAACCACACUGCCCAGGCACGAGCUCAACUCAACGUAGAGCCUGUAGAGUCUCUGACCAGUGUGAAGGGGGACAUCCAGGCAGCUAAGUUUCAGCUGGAGGCCUAUUCACUCACACUCAUCCAGCUCAUCAGUAACAUGGAUGGGAGCAUGGUGCUGGAGCAGUUUGACCGUAUCCUGAGCGAGACGGCGGUGCGGUUGGGUGUUAUGCGUGGCAGCGUGGAGAGCCCUGCCCUGAACGGGAAGAUCCAGACCCUAUGGUCAGCUGGCCAGGACCAGAAGAGCCAACUGACCCACCUGGAACAGGACCUGCAGGAGAUAAGACAGGAGCGAGAUAGUUUGAAGGACAUUGCCCUGCACCUGCCCCAGACCUGCCCCCAGGCCUCGGGGAUAGAGGGACACUAGGACGGGGCUCCAGGAGGACACUAAAGUCAUAUUCCAUUCAUUCUACUCCCUCCCUGAAGUGCACACACUCGUUCACUCAACCUCAAUGAUUUAAGAGGGUCUACCACGUUUCUUACACCAGGAAAAUUGAAUUAGACAUAAGAAUGCUGAGAGGACUCUAGAAGUUCAGAUGGUGGGUAGGACUCAGAUAUUUGAAUGCUUUAGGGUAGAUGUAGUCUGUCCCAAAUGGCACCCUAUAGUGCAUGACUUUUGACGAGUGCCUGUAGAGCUUUGGUCAGAAGUAGUGCACUAUGUAGGGAAUGUGGUUCCAUUUGGGACACAUACAUAGUGUAGGUGGCAUCCUUCUCAGUUUGUUGGUGUUACUGGACAAUACUGUGGUUGGGCAUCCCCAUCUACUGCAGUGCACAGUCACACAGUUCUACCACUAAGUCUCUAUACUUUUCAAACUCUCCACUAUACUUUUCUGACCUGCCUGAUACCACUUCAAUACUACUAUCCAGGCAUAGGCAGUUUUCCUUGCCCUCUUUGAACUUCUACCAUCAUCAUGCUUUUCCUUUAGUUCAACCCCCUCACUCCUUUUUGGCUUUACUUAUCUUUCUGUAGCUCAUCCCGCUCCCAACUCCACAUUACCCCUGCCCUGUCUCCAUAGCAAUGAUCUCUCAUUUCAUUUCCCCCUGUAAUGUUUCCAACAACAUCUGCAGUGUAAUUAAUCAGUGAAUAAUAAGUCAGCUAUAGCUGCCUGUUCAACAGCCCAGUGUGUCCUGUCAAGUUUAAAAUAAUGCUGAUUUUCCACUUUGGGGGUAGGUGUGUCUGAACUGCGGUGCUUCUCCAAUGUGAAACCUUCAUUUACACUUGAGCAAUUUUCAUCAGCCUUCCAUAAUUAACAAUUAGUAAUUUUGCCCUCCAUAGGGUUCAACUGCGCACACAGUCAUUCAGUUUGUGCUUCUGCAUGUGCCUCUCGCUUUCCCUCAGUCUCCUUUCUCUCUGAGCAAAUGAUCUGUCUGUCAAAUGGAAAAGGAUAAAAACAACCAACCUGUUGGCUUUCUCCAUGUGGGUAACAAUGGCUGGAAUACCUACUGAAUUAUUGACGGUAUAGAAAUCUGUCGCUAGAAAUGGGACCUUUCUAUUUCAGAUGGAAUUUUGUCAGACUACAAAUAAGAUAUGAUUGGUUUUAGAUGACAGCCUGGUAAACAAAGUAGAAAACAAGGCCUGAAAAUGUAAUGUAUUCUCUCUGUGUGUGUGUACGCCCCCAAAAUCGUGUGAUUUUUGUUGAUGGUGCUGUUGAUUACUAUUGGAGAAACUAGCGCAGCUAUUGACAAAGCCAUAAAUAAGACUAUAAAGCACACUAAAUAUAUACUGGAUCAAAUACUGAUGAAAAGAAAUGAUAGAAGUGCCUAAUAUCAAUACAAAUUGUACUACAUUCAUAACUUCAGUCUUAUGGACUAUAUUUCUGUUAAAUGCUGGAUCCUUUGUUUGAUAUUAAACUG